AUGCGGAACUUACAGCAACUUUUCGUUGCUGUAUUGUUUCUCACAUUCACUGCGCUAAUCUGCGCUGGAGAGACUUCCCAUUCGAUCAGUGACAUUCUACAAACGGAGCAAUACAUUUUUUUAGCACAGGAUGGCAACAAUAGAUUCUCCGAAGUUAACAUUUCUCAUGGAAAUUGCCCGCAAGUUAUGAACAGUGCAAAACUGAGCAGUGACUCCACUCAUUCCAAAAACGUCCAUAUUCAUCUAAUGAGAGAUCCAAGUGGUAUUCUUCCUCCAAAAUUGUUGAUUAUUAAAGAGAGAGCGGACUAUUACACUGCUGACGUUUCGUCUCUGAAUAAUCUAAAAUCAUUCAAAAGUAAGCUUUCACCGACUUUGGAAAACUCUGAUGAGGAAAGUGCAGACUUAAACAAAUACAAAAUGAAAAUGUUCAUUAGAAACCCAAAAGAGAAGCCACAAAGUAUUUUUGAUACAAUGAGCCACGUGCUUUACCUUUUCUAUCCCUCUGCCGAAGGAUUCGAUGUUACAAGUUAUUACAUCCGAGAAGUUUUCACCAACGAAUUCGCCAUGCUUACGUUAUUCAAUCGGAAGUUGAACAUUACUCAAAAUCGAUACGGCUGGGUCGAAGAUCCAUAUUCGAAUAAAGUUUACUACAAAGAGAAGGUCCAUAAUCAAGUUCUGCUUUUCGAAGCACCGUUGCAUGAUCUCCUUCAUCUACUGUCUGGUGCCAAAUCAGGAAAACAUUAUGCAACGUGGGGUGCAACACAAUUGCAACAGGUGGCUCCAAAAGAAACGCUUAUGGGUGCAUCCAAAAGCGUGCUUUUCGGCUAUGAAAAUGAAAAUGAUGAUGGCGAUUCUCGAAUUCUAUCCUCAUUCAUCACUUCUCCAAAAUCUGAAUUAACGAUCAACUGUGAAAUGGACGCAAAGGUCAAGAACUUCCCAAAAAAGAGAACAAUUUUGAUUAUCCGGAACAACGAUUAUUGCAUGCUGCGGGACAGAUCCAAGUAUAACAGAAUCCAGUGUGAAAAAGAGCAGGAGGACUACAUGAAGCUCAGAACUCCAACGCCAAUUGAACCUUUCAACGCUGUUAUGUGGUUGAUGAUUUGUUGUCUUAUUUUGGUCUCAGCUAUUGUUCUUCAGUGCGUCUACAUCUAUUGGCUUCGGUCCUCUUUCGUUACAGCGGACGAUGUAGCAAUGCUGAAUGAGAAUGAAACAGAAGCCUCCUUGUUUAUUGCCAAGCAACGCAGUUUCCCUACCAGCUAUCAGGAUCCUGCUCUCUUGGAUAUCUCUGUUGAUAAGUGGAACUAA
This is a messenger RNA of Caenorhabditis remanei, 1305 nucleotides long. RefSeq lists its product as uncharacterized. The coding region runs from base 1 to 1305 and encodes 434 amino acids. The transcript is spliced from 9 exons. The record is from RefSeq and is a predicted model, not a curated record. Lineage: Eukaryota; Metazoa; Nematoda; Chromadorea; Rhabditida; Rhabditidae.